AAAUUCAAAAUUAUUAUUAUUAAUUUUAAUUUUAAUUUUAUAUAUAAAUUUCAAAAGGGGUUAAUUUAUCCUUUCAAACUUUGGAAUCUGCAACUGCCCUCUGACCCAUCUUUCUAUUUCUCCCUGCAAUUAUUUUUUUUCUUCCUAUCUCAAACAGAAGAAAUGGAAUUUCUGGAAGCUAAAGCUUUGAAAUCAAGUUUCCAUUGGGAAUUAGCUAUGAAAUCUGCUCAACAAGAUGCUUUGGUGGAGGAAGUUUGGUGUUUGAACGGAGCUAAUCUCGUCGCCGGCGAGGAUUUUGUUGAAGUCGACGAGUUUUUGAACUUCUCUAAUGGCGAUUUAGAACAUGGGUCCGCUUUGAGAGUUCAAGAAGAUGAUGAGUAUGAAGAGUUUGAGAAGAAUCGGUACUCUGUUUCGUUGAAUUCGAACCAGUCCGGUGGGUUUCCGGUCGUCGGAGAGGAGGAUUCCAAGUCGUCGCUUCUUGCCGUUGAACUUGCUAUUCCGGGCGAUUCUCUGGCGGACCUUGAAUGGGUUUCUCAAUUCGUCGACGAUUCUUGCUCUGAAUUUUCCUGUGCCGCCGUGGCUUUCAACCGCUCCGAACCGGAAAAGAAACUCGCCGGAACUGUAAUUUCGUGUUUGCCGACGUUUUUUCCGGUCAGACCGAGGACGAAAAGGUCAAGACAGUCUCGUCAAGCGAAAUCCACAGGUUCUUCUCUCAACCAAUCGCCAUCGUCGUCGUCCUCGUCGACCUCCUCCGGCGUUUCCUCCGCCGCACCUUGGUUUAUCUUCUCCGACGCCGGUGAGAACGUGGACUCUUUGAACGUCUCCAGCGAGCCUCCGAAGAAGCAGAGGAAAAAGUCAUCGUCGCCGUCGCCAGCGGCUCUUCAACCAACCGGUCAGAUUCCGCGGCGGUGCAGCCAUUGUCUGGUUCAGAAGACCCCACAGUGGCGGACGGGUCCAAACGGAGCCAAAACACUCUGCAACGCUUGUGGGGUCCGGUAUAAAUCCGGUCGGCUCUUCCCCGAGUAUAGACCGGCGUUAAGUCCCACUUUUUGCAGCGGCGUUCACUCGAACAGUCAUCGGAAAGUACUUGAAAUGAGGAAGACGAAGGAGGUUCCAGAACCGGCGACCGAGCUGUCCCAAAUGGUCCCAAGUUACUAAAGCAAUCGAACCGGGUUCAGAUGGACCGGGAAAUGGCGAAAUGACCAAAAAGGGCAGAUUUUUGUUGUGACGCUAAAAGGGAAUCCAUUUGUACUUGUAGGGUUAGGCGAGGAAUUAGACUUAGAGCAUUAAUUUUAGUGUAGUAUUUUUUGUGAAAUUAAUUUGAUUAAUUUAGAUUUAUGUUAAUUUAGGUUAGAUUAAAUAUGUUUAGGUAGGAAAAGAUGAAGAUUUUUGUAUUUUUGUAUUACUUUAGCUAGUUUACGAAUAUAAAAUACUAUUUUUGUUCUCCAAGGAGUUAGUCGUGUUUACUUGUUCUAUUUCUUAUAAAAUUUAGGUUGGAAUCUU
Molecule: messenger RNA, 1503 nt
Organism: Benincasa hispida (wax gourd)
Lineage: Eukaryota; Viridiplantae; Streptophyta; Magnoliopsida; Cucurbitales; Cucurbitaceae
Product: GATA transcription factor 5-like
Biological process (GO): cell differentiation; positive regulation of DNA-templated transcription
Cellular component (GO): nucleus
Molecular function (GO): sequence-specific DNA binding; zinc ion binding
Source: RefSeq, a predicted model, not a curated record